This is a messenger RNA of Fopius arisanus, 1429 nucleotides long. RefSeq lists its product as uncharacterized. The coding region runs from base 284 to 904 and encodes 206 amino acids. The transcript is spliced from 4 exons. Gene Ontology annotation, cellular component: secretory granule. The record is from RefSeq and is a predicted model, not a curated record. NCBI's taxonomy places the organism in Eukaryota, Metazoa, Arthropoda, Insecta, Hymenoptera, Braconidae.
GCAAUACCAACAGUUCCACUCCACCCGCAGUGACCAUAAUAAACCCUGGGCGCAAGAAAUAAAAAUGAACUGGUGUCAAUCUGGAACCGGUCCUCUUAAACGUGCCAGUAACCAAUAAAAAGUGACGCAAAAAAUAUUUCGAAUGGUUUGACAGUCGAGUUACCGGGGGGUUAGUGUAAUUAGCCAUUGGCUCUCAAGCCUCCGUCCACGUUGAAUGUUUCCUGAUAGUAUAGGUUAGGUGAUUCAAUUGAAUCGAAACCAUCUGAGCUGAUAAACUACGACAAUGGCCCUAGAAUUCAUGAUUAAUCGAGUUAAGGCCCUCGUGGUUUUGCUCCUGGGAGUUUUCAGACGUGCCUUAUGCUGUCUGAGGAGGAGAAGAAGAUCCUCGUGUGAUUCUAUACCACUUGCAGCGGUCGGUGUUGUCCCGAAUGCUUCUAGCAAUCGUGUGGAACACGAGCACUGGGAGCAAUGGGAUGAGAAUCCAGUGGUAGUUGUCCCUGACAAACCAAUCAAUCCAAUCCAAAGUAAAAUCGAUCAGUAUCGGCAACAGAUUUCCAAACCUCCAGAACCAAUGGAGGAACCUCAGAUAAAUUUCUUUGAGGAUAUGGCACCUCGGAUUACGAAACAGAAGAAAGUCCUGAUAAAAAAGAAAUCGGAGGAGUCUGGAGCUAAUUUUUCCAAGUUUGCUAUUGCAGCUGAAAGAAUUCCAACGAAUAAUCUUGAGGUGUGGGACGAUAACGCGGCGACGUGGGAGGACGAGACAACCGAGGAAUUUGGAGAUCCGACUGAGGAGCUCAGAAGACAAAAACGUCGGGAGCGAGAAAAAAAAAUAUGGGAGCAGCAACAGAGGCGCAUGGAAUACAACUACAGGCCCCCUCCACUGGGAGAAAAAAUUGUAUCUUGAUCUUCACUCGAGAUCAAGUCUUUCGAUUUCAUCUCUCAAUACAUUGGCCUCUGCCAAAUCCCUUUUUAAACAUUUCUGUCUCAUCGAGUAAAUUAAUUCAUUGAGAUCAUCUCCAGUGUGAUACACAAAUCAUGUUUAUCUCUCGAUGAACGUAUGUUCUAAAUCACCAAAUUAGUUUUAAGAAUUUCCGGUUGCGUCUUGGAAAAAAGGGGAGGUAAGACCGAACUUAAUUUUAAGGCCAAGAUUCACAUUAAGUGAAGAAAAAAAAAAAUCAGAUCGCCGAUCCCUUCCCUUGGUUGCAAAAUUCAGAAGAGGCAGUGAUAUUGCCAAUAUAUCAUCUGACUCGUGAUAAUUUAAUUUUGAAAAUUCAAUUCGUUGAAUGCAUUCCAUUCUGAUUUAAACCUCGGAAUCCUCUCCUGCCUUUAUCAUCCCCGAUUAUCGGAUACGUAUUGAUUUUUAGUUGUGUAGUAUAUUCCUUUUUGGAAUAUAAAUAAAAUUAUAAUAAAUAUGAAUGUUUUGAAAGAA